Messenger RNA from Thermothelomyces thermophilus ATCC 42464, 468 nucleotides. RefSeq lists its product as uncharacterized. The coding region runs from base 1 to 468 and encodes 155 amino acids. The transcript is spliced from 3 exons. The record is from RefSeq and is a predicted model, not a curated record. Lineage: Eukaryota; Fungi; Ascomycota; Sordariomycetes; Sordariales; Chaetomiaceae.
AUGCUACGAGUUACGCGGAGCAAGGCAGUUCUUGACGGCCGAGGAGAGGCUGCCAUUGGAACGUCCGGGGCGAGCUAUCGCGGUCCGGGAACACUUCACGGCGAGAAGUACGGCAGCUUCCGGGUCAGGUCGGUCAACUACCUCUGGGACUUGCAGCGGCGCGAGGAAAGAUACCAAACCAGCUACCUGCGGGAUUUGAGGGUUGCCUCGGGAUGCACACGAGCACUGACGAGCCGGUCGGCGCCUUUAUCGCCUCCGUCGCCCCCAACGGUGGACCUCGAGCACACAAAGAGCCCCUAUCCCGGCUACAGGGCCGCAUACAACGUCCUGGACUACUCGGUUGCUGUCGUCUGCGCUGGCAGGCCAGAUGGUGCCCAGGAUCUCCGUGUCGAGACUUCGAACCUUGGGGCGACGUGGGCGCCACGAGCCAGGAGCAAGAUGACCCCGCGCUGUUCCAUGAGAGUUUGA